Postia placenta MAD-698-R-SB12 is the source of this 1401-nucleotide messenger RNA. RefSeq lists its product as hypothetical. The coding region runs from base 1 to 1401 and encodes 466 amino acids. The record is from RefSeq and is a predicted model, not a curated record. Gene Ontology annotation, molecular function: O-methyltransferase activity. The transcript is spliced from 6 exons. Lineage: Eukaryota; Fungi; Basidiomycota; Agaricomycetes; Polyporales; Adustoporiaceae.
AUGGCCAGUGUCGCAGAGAAAGUCCAGAAGCUCCGCGCUCUGGUCAGCCUCUUGCAGGACGCCUCAGAGACAAUCAUCGCAGAUUGGAGGGCCGAUUCCGCCGCCACAGACUCGGGAAAGGACAGCGUCUGGAAUUCCUCCGUUCCUUCGCCGGCGCUGUAUGAAGCGCGUCGCGUCGCCCUCGGUGCAUGCGGAAUGUACAUCGACCUCGUCCAGGACUCAGCUACGCGCCUGACAGAGGUGGCCUCCUCUUACCUUCCCGCACGAGCUUUGCACAUAGCUGUGCGUGCAAAAAUAGCUGACUUCUUGGCAAGUGCCGAUCAAAACGAAGGAAUACAUAUUGCGGUUCUAAGCCGAGAGGUGGGCAUAGGGGAGCAAAAGCUGUUGCAAAUUCUGCGAUGUCUCGCAUGUAUCCAUAUCUUCGCUGAGGUACAACAUAACCGUUUCGCGAAUACCCCGACAAGCAUGCGUAUCGCUAACGACGAUCUCAUCCGGCUUCACAGAACGACCGAAGCAAAUGUCGCAGCUGUAAAUCUACCGGAUGUUGUGCUGGAUCCCGGCAAGACGUUCUCCACAUCAAUCCGCGACUCGGCCUUCAAUGUUACAUACGGAACUGACAAACCACUUUUCGAAUACGUCGAGUACGCAGAGGAGCAUGGAAAAGACUCUACGACAUCAUUACCUUUCACACCACCUAAUGUUUGGGCUAAAGGCAUGGUGGCCAGUGGUCAACUUGAAAGUGUCCCUAUAUUUGCUGACUACCCAUGGGGGGACUUGGGGAAGCGGGUGAUUGUAGAUGUCGGCGGUGGGAUCGGUGGGCUGAGCUUGCAGCUUGCAAUGCGGUUCCCGAAACUUCAAUUCGUAGUGCAAGACAGGCCCCAAAUGAUUCAGCAGGCACGGGAAGCUUGGGAGAAAGACUUCCCUGUCGCCCUUGAAGAAGAGCGUGUCCAGUUCAUGGCGCAUGACUUUUUUACGGAACAAACUGUUCGGGAGGCAGAUGUUUAUGUCUUGAGGCAAAUCCUGCACGACUGGCCCGACGAUGACUGUAUCACGAUACUCGGUCAUCUGCGCCAGGCUAUGAGGCGUGAUUCCUGCAUCCUCGUUGUUGAUAUUAUUAUACAUCCCAGCGUCGGCUCUUCUUGCCUGAAGGACGCUCCACCUCCCCUUCUGCGGAACUAUGGAUCCGCACAGCUUGUUGGAAGCACCCGCGACCUCGCGAUGCUCACUUUGUUUAAUGCUUGUGAGCGCACCCCGGAGCACUUGAGCACGUUGGCAAUGGCCGCAGGGCUAAGGCUGGAGAAGGUUUGGGAGUGUCGGGGAAUGAACCACGUUACAGAACUGAGGAGAGAUGACACCAGCCCCACAUUCGAAGCCGGUUCGGAACCGGCAAGUAGCCUGUGA